Molecule: messenger RNA, 2900 nt
Organism: Manihot esculenta (cassava)
Lineage: Eukaryota; Viridiplantae; Streptophyta; Magnoliopsida; Malpighiales; Euphorbiaceae
Product: disease resistance RPP13-like protein 4
Exons: 2
Coding region: 181-2736 (851 amino acids)
Biological process (GO): defense response to other organism
Molecular function (GO): ADP binding
Source: RefSeq, a predicted model, not a curated record
UUAGAAAAAAUAAAAAAAUUUAAUGUUGAAGUGAGUGGAGAAUUCUAUCUUCAUUAAUGUAACAAAUUCUCGCCGAAGCACAGUAUUCAACGCAACAAUUCAUGAGAGAAGAAAUUCUCUUCUACUAGUUUGAUGACCUCAUCCUCUUCUCUAUCUUCCAGAUAAAAUUCGAGUAAGGAGAUGGCGAUCGUAGAUGCUAUGAUUCAAAUCCUGGCACAACAAGUGUUCACAGCUCUGCAGACCCAAGCUCAUUUUGCACUUGACUUCAAAGGUCAAUUCGAGGUGAUGAAGACUAGACUGGAUCUUACGAAGGCCUUGCUUGCUGACACAGAAAAUCUCAAAAACAAGAAGGAAAUUGUCAAGACAAGCUUGUCUACCUUAAGAGAACUGGUCUAUGAAGCUGACAACAUACUAACAGACUGCAUAAUUAGUGAUGAAUAUCAGAAUGAUGGGUCCUGCUCUAGUUUGACAUUUCAAAAGCCGCUCUUCUGGUACAAUACAGGCAAGAAACUGAAGGAUAUUAAUGCAAAAAUGGACACAAUGGAAAGAUCUUUGGCUGCAUAUUUGCAAGCAAAAGACUUGAGCAACCGUGGAGAUGAUGCUUACCAGGUUGUGAAAUUCACAACACAAGAUUAUGACCCAUCAGAGAUAAUAGGAUUAAAACACGAUUUGCAGAAGUUAAAAGACUGGAUUUUUGGCACAACGAAUGUUCUUCAUCGAGUUGGCAUAGUAGGGAUGGGGGGUUUGGGGAAAACUACCAUAGCCCAGAAAAUUUUUAACGAUGAAGAGGUUGCUACUCGCUAUCAGAAGAUGCUUUGGGUGUCAGUUUCUCAAACUUUCAGCGAGAAUAGGAUCAUGAGGAGCAUGCUGGAACAACUAGAACCAAAUUUCUCUAUAUCUGACGAGAGCCUGAUGAUGCACAAAAUUAACCAAGCUCUUGAAGGUAAGACUUGCCUUAUAUUUAUGGAUGAUGUGUGGAGGAUGAAUCUACCUUGGUGGGAUAAGUUCUGUUCGAGCCUGCAGAAAGUAAUUGGUGGAAGCAGUUGUAUUAUAAUCACCACAAGAAAUGAAGAUGUUGCAACUGAUAUGGGUGUCGAUAAGUCACAAAUCCAUCAGCCAAAAACUCUGAAUAAAGACGACAGCUGGUUGUUGUUCAGUAAAUUUGCGUUUUCAAGGUGCAGAGAGAAACGUUGUCCAGAUCCACAGUUCGAGAAAGAAGGCAGGGAGAUCUUGGAUAAAUGUGGGGGACUACCGCUGGCAAUCAAGACAGUAGCAGCAUUACUGGCACCAAAAGCCAAUUCACUUGUCCAGUGGAAUGAAAUUAAUAAAAAUUUUCAUGAAUUGACAGUGGAAGGAAAAAUAAGUUCAGUAAUGGCGUCUUUGCAACUCAGCUAUGAUGAACUUCCAACACAUCUAAAGCAAUGUCUUCUGUGUUUCUCCAUUUAUCCUGAAGACUCUGAGAUACAUGCUGAACAAUUAAUCCACUGGUGGGUUGGAGAAGGACUCAUCCAAGGCAAAGGCUCAAAGACAGCAAAAGAAAUGGGAUUCGAUUACCUGUCUGAUCUAGUAGCCAGAUGCUUGGUUGAAGCUGUACAUAGGCGAGACUACGAUGGAAGAGUCUACGUUUGCAGGAUGCAUGAUAUGGUGCGAGAAUUAACCAUUAAGAUUGCAGAGGAGGAAUCAUUUGGCAAGUUUGAUGAGCAAAGCAGGCAGAUACCGACUGUAAAUUCUCGCUGGUUAGGCAUCACAAGUGCAAUGGACCCAAAAUCUGUAAGAAGCAGCACAAAGCUCAGGGCAUUAUUACUGAUUCCAAGCAGUAAAGUUGUCCUGGCUAGGCACAUUGGGUCGUUUAGUUCCCUCAGAGUGUUGGAUUUCUCCCUCAUCAGUAAGCAGGAUGAUAUUCCUGUAAAGGAUUUCUUGGCUUGGAUUUGCUCUCUUAAACGCCUGGCGUAUCUGAAUCUUAGUGGUUUCCUGAGCAUUAAAGAACUACCAUCUUCAAUGAGAAAGCUGCGGAACCUGCAGAUUUUGAUUUUAUGUGGAUGCAGUAAUCUAGUCACAUUAAAUCCAUAUAUCACUACAUUGAAGAAGCUGGUGGUGUUGGAUUUAGGAUCUUGUGGUCUGGAAUAUCUACCCAAGCGACUUGGCAGUCUCUUAUAUCUACAAGAACUUUCAGGAUUCAGGGUAAGCAAUCAGGCAAAUAGGCAAAGCUUUCGAUUUCACGAGCUUCGGGGACUUAGCCACCUGAGGGUCCUGCGAAUGAGCAUAGGCAAUGACACUGCAAUUUCACAAGAAGAUAGAGAUGUCUUAUCGCAGCUCAGCAAACUCAAGGUUCUGGCCAUUGAUGCUGAAGAUUGUGAAGGACAAAAUAUUUUAGAAAUGCUUAAUGCUCUUUCACCUCCACCAAGUCUCCAGGAAUUCUAUCUCAGGCGUUAUCGGCAUAAAACUCUUCCUGCAUGGAUCAAUCCUGAGAAGCUUUCUAGUUUGCAGUAUCUCUGUAUUGAGAAUGGAGACCUGGAGCACAUAGAAACCAGUCCACGAUGGGUUGCUGAAAUUCAGUAUACUUGGAACAUUGAGGGUCUAUGUUUCAAGGUGUUGCCAAACUUAAAUAUAAACUGGAAGAACUUGGAGAAGGACAUGCCUUUAUUACGUUACGCAGAGGUGAGUGGUUGCUUCAAUUUGCAACAUUUUCCAUGUCCUGAUGAGAAGUUGGCAGUCUGGAGGAAGAAUGAAGAUUGAAGAGUGAACCAAAGCUAGUGCAGAUUACUUGUGUGUUCUUUACACUUGUUGCAUGAGAGCUGUAUGAAUUUGCUUGAGACGUGUUCGUGUGUUUUUCUUUUUUCCUGUAAUGUAAUGCUUGAAAUGUGUUUCAAUUAAUUGAUAAAUUGCUGGUUCUUCUGUAA